AUGGCCGGAGCUGCCGCCCCAGCCGCCGCCGCGCUCGCCGCCGUCGCCGUACUAGCCGCCGCCUCUGCCGCCUCCGCCGCCUCCAGCCACGGAACGACGGACAGUGGACGUCCCCGCAUGGCGUGGGACUGGCUGCAGGCUUCGCCGCGCAUGCGCCGUGAUGUCCUGGGAGACAUGAUGCUGGCGCACGUCAUCGAACACCCUUGGAUUAUAUUUCCCCUCGCAGAAGUGGGCUCGGCGCCAGUGGGGGCGGCGGCGCCCCCCGCGUCGCGGCGCCAGAGCAUGCCCACGUUCACGCCGCGGCUGGGCCGCGACUCCGCGGGCGACGACCUGGCCGAAGAGGAGGCGGAGGGCGACGGCGACGCAGACGGCGGGCACGGCCAGGGCCAGCUGCAGCUGGCGCCGCCCUUCUGGCCGCGCCCCGGCCGCCACUCGCCGCCCCUGCCGCUCACCCCCAGGCUGGGCAGGGCCGCCCACCACACCACCCCGGCCGUUUCCGGCGAGCCCACUAGCGCAUAG
Schistocerca cancellata (South American locust) is the source of this 519-nucleotide messenger RNA. RefSeq lists its product as uncharacterized. The coding region runs from base 1 to 519 and encodes 172 amino acids. The transcript is spliced from 3 exons. Lineage: Eukaryota; Metazoa; Arthropoda; Insecta; Orthoptera; Acrididae. The record is from RefSeq and is a predicted model, not a curated record.